This is a messenger RNA of Brassica oleracea var. oleracea, 567 nucleotides long. RefSeq lists its product as uncharacterized. The record is from RefSeq and is a predicted model, not a curated record. Bases 1 to 567 code for a protein of 188 amino acids. The transcript has 4 exons. NCBI's taxonomy places the organism in Eukaryota, Viridiplantae, Streptophyta, Magnoliopsida, Brassicales, Brassicaceae.
AUGGAGGUUUUGAAGCGAUCGUUGGCGGAGCUGUUGUACUGCACAUAUGAGCGUUUGGAUACGUCGAGGUUGACCCGGAAGUUUACCAAGAUUUUAAAGAACAAGUUUAAUAAGACUUACUACAGCUGGUCUCGUGUUCCUAGACACCGACAAGAGCGUUACUUUGUGGAAUUCACCAAAAAUCACACAUGGCAUCCAUCAUUGACUGGUGUUGUUCAAGAACAUUUCAAGGCCAUUUGUCAAAAACGUAUGAAAGAAAUGGUCAGCUCAGCAAGAACUUCUCGGGAGCAACCUACUUGGAUACACGACACACUCUGGAAAAAAAUGACAGACUAUUGGCACACUGACGCAGCGGUUGCAAAGAGUGCGACAACAUCAGCAGCUAGAAUGUCUGAUCGUCAAGGUCUUGGUGCUCACAAGCAUAACUCUGGCCAGAAGUCUUAUAUGUUGAUCGAACAAGAGAUGGUUGUUGAAUUGGGAAGACCAGUGAGCAUUGGUGAAGUAUUCAUCAGAGCUCAUACAAAAUCAGACGGAACCUUUAGCGAUUUCAAAGCUGAAAAUAGCUGA